Molecule: messenger RNA, 2635 nt
Organism: Capsella rubella
Lineage: Eukaryota; Viridiplantae; Streptophyta; Magnoliopsida; Brassicales; Brassicaceae
Product: kinesin-like protein KIN-14M
Exons: 16
Coding region: 118-2352 (744 amino acids)
Biological process (GO): microtubule-based movement
Molecular function (GO): ATP binding; microtubule motor activity; microtubule binding
Source: RefSeq, a predicted model, not a curated record
UUAGCAGGUUUUAUGCUUUUAAUUGGCGUGAAAGAGACAAAUCCUGAGUGAAGAGUAGUAAUUUAGGUACGAGAAGAAUUGUUUUUUCAGCUCAUCUCUCUCUCUUUCUCUCGGUGGAUGGUUGGGGAAAUGACGAACAAUGGAAGAAUCCGGCCAUCCUUUCCGGUGAAAGAUCUGACGAGUAAUGAAGGAUCUGAAUAUGGUCCUGUUGAGUUUACCAGAGAAGAUGUUGAAGCUCUUCUUCAUGAGCGAAUCAAGUACAAGAGCAAGUAUAAUUACAAGGAGAGAUGUGAGAAUACAAUGGACUAUGUAAAAAGGCUUAGGCUUUGCAUUAGAUGGUUUCAAGAACUCGAGUUAGAUUACGCUUUUGAGCAGGAGAAGUUGAAGAAUGCUAUGGAGAUGAACGAGAAGCAUUGUGCCGAUUUGGAGCUUAAUUUGAAAGUAAAGGAAGAGGAGCUGAAUCUGGUAAUCGACGAACUGAGGAAGAACUUUGCCUCUGUUCAGGUGCAACUUGCCAAAGAACAAACAGAGAAAUUGGCUGCAAAUGAAUCUCUUGGAAAAGAGAGAGAGGCAAGACUUUCUGUUGAAAGUUUGCAAGCUGCCCUCACAGAAGAGUUAGCAAAAACGCAAGGAGACCUUCAAACAGCUAACCAAAGGAUUCUUGCUGUCAAUGACAUGUACAAACUCUUGCAAGAGUAUAAUUCGAGCUUGCAGCUGUACAAUAGCAAACUCCAAGGUGAUAUUGAUGAAGCUCAUGAAAAUAUAAAGCGAGGAGAGAAAGAACGGACUGGCAUUGUAGAAAGUAUUGGUAAUUUAAAGGGUCAGUUUAAAGCACUGCAGGAUCAACUUGCUGCCUCUAAGGUGUCUCAAGAUGAUGUCAUGAAACAAAAAGAUGAAUUGGUGAAUGAAAUUGUAAGUCUCAAGGUUGAGAUUCAACAGGUCAAAGAUGACCGUGACCGCCAUAUAACAGAAAUUGAAAAUCUGCAAGCUGAAGCAACCAAGCAAAAUGACUUCAAAGACACCAUAAAUGAGCUUGAGAGUAAGUGUUCAGUUCAAAAUAAGGAAAUAGAAGUGUUGCAGGAUCAGUUAGUAGCUUCCGAGAGGAAACUACAGGUGGCUGACUUGUCUACUUUUGAGAAAAUGAACGAGUUUGAAGAGCAAAAAGAAAGCAUUAUGGAGCUUAAAGGUCGAUUAGAAGAAGCAGAACUUAAACUCAUCGAAGGAGAAAAACUACGAAAGAAGUUGCACAAUACCAUACAGGAAUUGAAGGGAAACAUCCGCGUAUUCUGCAGGGUUAGACCUCUAUUAUUGGGAGAGAAUUCUAGUGAGGAGGCCAAAACUAUAUCCUACCCUACAUCUCUAGAAUCUCUUGGUCGGGGCAUUGACUUGAUGCAAAAUGGGCAAACGCAUUGUUUCACAUUUGAUAAGGUUUUUGUACCAAGCGCAUCACAAGAAGAUGUUUUUGUAGAGAUUUCUCAACUUGUUCAGAGUGCUCUUGAUGGUUACAAGGUUUGCAUUUUCGCAUAUGGGCAGACUGGAUCUGGAAAAACUUAUACAAUGAUGGGUAGACCAGGAAACCCGGAGGAAAAAGGACUGAUUCCUCGAUGCUUGGAGCAAAUAUUUCAGACGAGGCAGUCUCUUCGAUCACAGGGUUGGAAGUAUGAAUUGCAGGUGUCUAUGUUGGAAAUAUACAACGAAACAAUUCGGGAUCUCUUGUCAACAAACAAGGAAGCUGUGAAAGCAGACAGUGGCGUUUCUCCUCAGAAAUAUGCAAUCAAACAUGAUGCUAGUGGGAACACACAUGUCGUGGAACUUACUGUUGUAGAUGUUCGAAGCUCAAAGCAGGUUUCUUUCCUCUUAGACCAUGCAGCUCGAAACAGGUCAGUAGGGAAGACCGCGAUGAACGAGCAAUCAUCGAGAAGCCAUUUCGUUUUCACAUUAAAGAUCUCUGGAUUCAAUGAGAGCACAGAGCAACAAGUACAAGGUGUCUUGAACCUGAUUGAUCUUGCGGGUAGUGAGCGUUUAUCAAAGAGUGGAUCAACCGGUGAUAGACUGAAAGAAACUCAAGCAAUCAACAAAAGCUUAUCAUCUCUAGGGGAUGUCAUAUUCGCCUUAGCGAAGAAAGAAGAUCACGUACCUUUCAGGAACUCAAAGCUCACUUAUCUUCUUCAGCCCUGUUUAGGUGGCGACUCGAAGACACUAAUGUUUGUGAACAUCACACCUGAACCUUCAUCAACCGGUGAGUCUUUGUGCUCCCUCAGAUUUGCAGCAAGAGUGAAUGCUUGUGAGAUAGGCACCGCACACCGUCAUGUUAACGCCAGGCCGUUGGAUUAUCGCUUGAGCCUUGGAUGAGAAUUUCUCCUGGGAAGCCAAACAAAGAAAGUUAUGUUUAUACCCAAAUGUGGUCAGUACUUGAUGUGGGUGCUAGAUCUGUAUAUAGCUUGUAUUAGCCUUAAGGGUCUGUUAUCUUUAACUCUUGUCUUGGAUCAGGAGGGUUUGUGUGUUGAAAAAUUCAUUAUGUUCUGAGUUCUCGAUUAGACAACUUAGAUAAGUUACAAACUAAACUAGUGUUCACUCUAAAAUUUCUAAAUUUUCGGUAUAAUAAUAAUGUAUAUAUAGAAAGAAGUUCGAUUUA